ACCUGGUGGUGGCCCAUUUUUGCUCCGAGAAGCGUUUCUCCUGUUUUGCGUUCGUACAAACAAACAACGGUAAUCUUUGUGGUCGCCAUUUUACGCCCUGGUGGUGCUGUGGCCACGAGUUUCGGUCCCUCAUUUGCAACAUCUAAUUCCGUUUCCUGGUUUUGCUGGUGAGAAGAAAAAAGGAGCGCCGCCAUUAAUCUCGUCGGCCAUAUUUCCAAGUCCGUGUCAGCAGGAAUUUCGAAACGCUUUUUAAUGCGACGUUUUAUUCUUCUAUCAUCGGUCUCAAAAAUAGUGAAUCAGUGAAUUAGUAACCAUCGUUCAAGCAAAAGUGUGUCAAAAAUCGCAGUGUGCCUGGUGCAGAGUGCAGCCGCAAGUAAUUUCGCGUUAGAUACGAGAGGUUCAAAGACUGAAGGCGACAGUUUUCUGAGUAGUUCUCAUCCGUGCAAUCUGGUGUAGCACCGUAUUCGCCAACAGUUGCAUCAUGGCGUGCGCCACAUUAAAGCGUUCCCUUGACUGGGAAAGCUUAAACCAGCGGCCAACGAAGCGUCGCAGGUGCCACCCAUUCGGCAGCAGUCCCAGCAGUCAAGGCUCGUCGAUGUCCGCGUCCUCGUCUCCCUCGUCCUCAUCCGCCAGCUCAGCGGCGGCAGUGGCCGCGGCCGCCUCUCGACGCGUCAUGGAACCGAAACCGUCACCCUUCGCCGAAGCCACCUGUUCCAAGCUUACUCCAGAAAAAAUGGCACAAAAUAUAACUGAAGAAAUCAAAAGACUGCACCGCAGAAAGCAACUCACCUUCAACAGCCACAACGUCGAGCGCAUGCAAGAUUCCGAAUCCAGCGGAUCUGAGAUGGGUCCUGACAGUCCCCGCCGGCCCGAUAGCCCACCGAGCAUGGUGAAAAACCCCGAGAAAGCUCUAUUCACGUUCAAGCAGGUACAAAUGAUAUGCGAGCGUAUGUUGAAAGAACGAGAGGAUGCCUUGCGGGAACAAUACGAUGCCGUGCUGACUACGAAACUAGCCGAACAAUAUGAUGCAUUUGUGAAGUUCACAUAUGACCAAAUACAGAGACGUUACGAAGCAGCGCCAAGUUACCUCUCCUAAUCAGGGAAUCUUUUUGCCAGCACUAAGAAGACAGGCUACGGUGGGGGAGCAGAGCACUCACGUAAAAUAUUGGAGCAGAAAAAAACAUAAAUUGAUAUCGAAAGAUUGCGCAGAAGUAGCUUCAAAAAUAGGAACAAGAAUAAGAUGGCGGAAAAGAGGUCCCCAUAGGAUUCAGAUAGGAGAAGUAAAUUUAAGGUAACAGCACACACAGGCCACACCAGAGAAAGCACAGCCUACAACAAUGUGUGGCAAUCGUAAGAAUGGUAUGGAUUGAGCAGCCUUGUGCACCAUCGACGUAUAGGAAAAAUCAGCAACUCACAGCCAAAAAACCGCAACUACAUACGCAGACGGAUCGUAAGGAUCGUAGAAAAUCUCUUCGAACAAUUCGUUUGCUUCUUCCAAAACCAUCUGCAAUCAACGCCCUUCUAAAAAACAUAAUCAUCGUCGUGACGCUGCUGCUGCAAGCACAAUCCAGAAGGACUGUAGUGUGCGGAAUUGGAAAUGGUUUAUCUUAAGUGACAUUUGUUGCUUUACUUCUCUCUGUCUCUAUAUCGCUUCCUUCGAGAAUCAUCAGCAAAUGGAGAGACACUGUUGUGUCGUUUCGCGGCAUAUUAAUUAGACUUCUUUUUUUUUGUUUCGCGAUUCACUUGUCCAAUUUGACCUUAGCUAGCAGAGUUUGCGGCAGGGAGCGAUAGUGAGUUCCAAAAGACAGCAAAUCGUAUAUGAAUAUUUCCAUUGUUCUUCACUGAACUGAAAUCUAAAUUCGGAUUAGUUUAUAAAAUGUGGCAGCAGCAACAUGUACGAAAGACGAAAGAUACCAACAGCUGUAUGGGGUUCCCGUUUGUUGUCAAUAAGUUUCGAUUUGUUUAGAUAGCCCGUAAGUUAGAACCUUCUUCCCUUCGUGUUUUGGGUUGCGACGAUUCGCGCCGUAGUGCACUCUGGUGAGUGAUUAGAAUUUGUUUUAUUUUGUUUUUGCCCGGUACCGAUGGCGUUAGUUUCAUUCUUCAUAUUUGUUUCGUUACUUUCCUUCUAGUUCCAAUUUCCGCUACCCUUUGUUCCGUUUAAUAUUUUGCUGUUUUCCGCCAACGUUAAUACCCUGUUUGCGUUCAUAGCACUGAACUUGCCUCGAGCGAAAAAAAAAUUGAAAUUGAGGAAUUCUUUGAUAAAGGUUUAGGGUGGGCGAACAUAAGCCUUACACGUCAUACCGUAACCGUAUCUUUCGAUCUGGUGAAAAAGGGGGAGAUGGAUCAGGAUUGCAAUCGUAGUUAAACUAAGUUACGCCGUAUUCUAAGGAAAAUACACAACACGUACUAGUAGGAACAGGACUCAUUUGAUAUAAUAAGCUAGCACAGAAGCCAACGAUUAUUUAUAUGACUUCUUGUGUAGCUUAUGUGCAUUAGCAGUCGUGGAGUAGAAGGAAUCUACUUUCCAGUCAGUGUGGCUCGACCUCUCUGUUUUUUUGUUGGCUUUUCGGAUGUAGAAACACGCAGACGUGUCUUGUGUUUGUGCGAGCACAGCGAAAAUAGAUGGAUUUUUUUUGCAUUUCAUUAUCCCAUUCAACAAGUCGUUUUUUUCAUUUUUACGUUUUAUUUCACCUGAAAAAAACUUUCGUAAAAUCUGGAAGAACCCCAAAAAUUGAUUGUCGUUGAAUGUGCAUUAUUUGCGUACAAAAAUGGUUCACUAUUAGCGAGAAGCAUGAAGUUUCGAAUCCGCCAAAGGGAAUUCCGGAGAACGAGCAGCAAGACCCACAAAGGAAAUCGAUCGAUUCGAUAGAGAAAAGCAAAUGCAAGGGAAAAGACCUAAGUGACGUAGGCGACGUAGAAUAUGUACACAAGACCAGCAAGGGGGCGACAAAAUCCGUUCUAUUCAAUAAGUCGUUUAUACACAAAAGCUAUAUGUUUUAUACGAAAAACAAAAAAAAAGAAACAAGAAACGAGUGAUUGGAGAUGGAGAGAAGGUUUCUCGAGUGUAAGAAUGUUUCUGUUGCCUCGAAUCUGGCUCGUGUAAAGAACUAGUAGCGGGAAAGUUCAACACUGGUAAGGCAUAGCAAUGAUGCCUUUCACGGGGCCAGCAAGAAUGGAAUCGUAAGGGACAUAGUGAUGGUUUAAUCGGUACAAACGCAAUAGAAAAUCCCCACAUUGUGAAAUGUAAAACUCUCCUUCCGGCUAGCAAAACAACCAAACCAAGCAAAAAUACACGGCGCAAGGGCGAACAUUGGGUGAAAUUGUACGCUAUUACUAUUAUUAAUAUCGCUAAUUACUGCUACAAUUACUACUACUAAUACUAUUACAACUAUUACUAUGACUACCUUGCCGCUAGAAGAGACCUUCUUAGUCGCAUUAUUUGUUCUCUGGUACAGAAAGGUGGUAGGGCCGGGGAAUAUUCGGUUUCCUCGAACGGAAAUUACCUUUGUGCUGAGUUUUUUGCAACAUUCUCGCGAGACAUUGCUUUCUAACACCAUAUACGCGACCAUAGAGUACACUCCCCUUGUUGCGCAAAUUAUGGAAAAAACCUAUUAGAUCAAAACCAUUGACAGCGUACAGAGGCACCAUCUUUUCUCGCCGAAAAAGAUAGAGGGGAUCACGCAAAAGUUAGACGGAAGGAAACAGGAUAACACCACACAUACAAAACAAUAGAUUUAAUAGGCACAAAAAAAGGACCAGAAUACGAUCGUGUUUUCGGCGCUGUGUUCAAUUGGCCGGUAAAUGGAUUUGCUUGUGGAAUGCAUGGUUCGGUGGGUGUUUGAAAGAUAUAUCAAAGAUGUAGGCAUAACCGAGACGUAAUCAGCUCUUAGUGUUGCUCUAGUGUUGCCAUAAUUAGUAGUAUACCAACGUACAACCACCAAUGACCGCUCGAAACGUUGCUGUCCUUACCAUAUUGUCGAUUCGUUUAACUUUCCAGUGUCUGAAGCGGCUAGGACUGCGUAUGUCUGCAUUCUAGCCUAGCCAACCUUUCUUUUUCAAUUCCUUAUCGAAUCACUUUCUCCAUUUAACUUUCCGUACAUUUCUGGAGCCUUCGUAGAUUGUAAUAAGGGAAUGAGUGCGCGAGCGAGCGAGCGAGCAGGAAAACAGAAAACCGAAAAUGCAAUCAAUAUGCCACUCUACUGAAGAGGCGGCCACAGACGAUCUCUCCUCAAUCGGUGAUUAUCGAUCACAGAGCCACAAGAGCACACAAAAGUGUAGUGCGGGUGUAGCACAAGUAAUGGCAGAAAGGGUUCUAUCGAAUAAAGCGACCAUCUUCCGACGCUUCGGAAUAGCGAUAUGGAUAGUGCAGGGGUGCACCUUAAGAUGACAGUCGCGAUGGAAUCCAUUCUUUUCCCUCUGUUUCUCCCUACCAAUAAGCAGCCGUGGGACGAGGGCGAUGGCCCCGAUGAAAUCGGAAUUUGAGAUAAAAACUAAUCAUUUACUCGCAGUUGGUGAACAGAGAGCGAAACAGGCAGAAGGGCGACGCGGUGUAGUGUGUAAGUGAAAGGAUAUGCUGCGUAACAUUACUUCUAGGUUACUAAUGCUGUGUGUUGCGUAUAGGGUAUCAGGAGAAACAAAAGGAAACACCGAUCGGGUUGAGGUGAAAUGGGCUUAAGGAUCUAGACGGGCGAACGUGCGUUGCUGCCUGGGAGAUGAAGGGGAGGCAAAACUAGGUCACUAAUCGCAGCAGCAAAACUAUAUAACAAUAUACAUGAUUAGAAUAUACAACAUGUAAGCUAAAGUAAACCGCAGAAAAGAAACAACACACCAUGAGUAAAGCAAAGCAGACAAAGCACUGAAGAAAACCUGAAAUUUGCUGAAAGAGAGAACGAGAAAUGAAGUGUGGUAAAAUUUGUACUUGUUUAAUUUUCUUCUUAUCCGUGAAACCAUAUGAUGACCAACCAACUGUUUGGCGUUGAACAGAAUGUACAAAUUACUUCGUGUGGAUCAAUUUAGGGACG
Anopheles darlingi is the source of this 5021-nucleotide messenger RNA. Its product is annotated as akirin. Bases 482 to 1096 code for a protein of 204 amino acids. Gene Ontology annotation, molecular function: transcription coregulator activity. Gene Ontology annotation, cellular component: chromatin; nucleus. Lineage: Eukaryota; Metazoa; Arthropoda; Insecta; Diptera; Culicidae. Gene Ontology annotation, biological process: positive regulation of innate immune response; positive regulation of transcription by RNA polymerase II. The record is from RefSeq and is a predicted model, not a curated record. The transcript is spliced from 5 exons.